AUGAAGCUCCACGCUGCAGCUAUCCUUGUCAUCCUCUGCCUUGGCAUCUUCACUGUGCACACAGCAAAAGGGAGUGCUGGAAGUCAGUCCAUGCGCAAAGCCCGUUGUGUAAAUCUGCGUACAAGAAAACUGAACAUCCGAAAUCUUGUAGGCUAUGAAAAGCACACUCAAGCAAAUGCCGUCAUGUUUAUCACUAGAGAUGGUAUCAAGAUCUGCGUAAGUGCUGAUCAGAAAUGGGUGCAGACUGCUAUGAAGAAGAUAAAAGAAAAACUCCCUGCCAAACGCAAAUAAUCCUGUCCUAGAUAAGCAUCUAAGGCC
Molecule: messenger RNA, 318 nt
Organism: Myiozetetes cayanensis
Lineage: Eukaryota; Metazoa; Chordata; Aves; Passeriformes; Tyrannidae
Product: lymphotactin-like
Exons: 3
Coding region: 1-291 (96 amino acids)
Biological process (GO): cellular response to type II interferon; immune response; inflammatory response
Cellular component (GO): extracellular region
Molecular function (GO): CCR chemokine receptor binding; chemokine activity
Source: RefSeq, a predicted model, not a curated record